UUGUUUAAAAGUAUUUUGUUUAUUUUUCUCCUAUUUUGCUUCACCUUUUCAAUUUUAAUUUUGCUUCAAGUUUUGUCAAUUUGCUUCAGGUUUUUUUUUUGCUUCAACCUACACUUUAUGUUUUUCAAUAAUUUUUUGCUUCAUUUUUCAUUGUAUUUUUCUACUUUAUUUUUAAUUUUGCUUCAAUUUUUAAGCGUGCUUCUGUUUUUAUUUUUUUGUUGCUCAUUUUCUAGGCUUACUUCAAUUCUUAUUUUUGCUUCAGUUUUAGGCUUGUUUCUGUUUUUGUGUUUUCUGCUUCAUUUUUUAAUAGUUGUGCUGUUUUAUUUUUAAUUUCUUAAUUCAUUUUUAGCUCCUUGCUCCAUUAUUUAUUUUUUGCUUUAGCUUUAGGUUCUUGCUUCAAUUUUUUCGGUUUGCUUCAUUUUUUUCUAUUUUUUGCUUCAUCCACGCUUGCUUCAAUUUUUAUUUUUGCUUUAGUUUUUGUUCUCGUGCUUCAUUUUAGGCUCUUGUUUCAUUUUUUAUAACUGUGUUGCUUCAUUUUUAAUUUUUUGCUUCAAUUUUUAAGGCUUGCUUCAUUUCUUAUUUUUAUCUGUAUUACUUACCAAUAUUAUUUCCCCAUUUUUGCUUCAUUUUUAAAAUUUUUCUCAAUUUUUUAACUUUUUCAGAUAAUUAAUAAAUGGCCUAUAUAACUAAAUUUUACUUAAAAUCUACACUUAGAAUCUUCAUUUUAAUUUUAAUUUAAUUUUUUUAACUAAACUACUGCCAGCAUUUUUAAAAUUUAAAAAAUAUGCAUCAUCAACACCAAUCUCUCCCAACUUGUUCAAAUACAUUUUUGCGUCGUGUGGAAGACAUGGAACACAUUUUGCGUGAACGAAUAGCUUUAUUACCUGGUGUUCGUGAUCGUGACAAUUCCCCAAUAAUUUUUUGUCCAGCUAGAGAUGUAAAUUUGAAUAUUGAACAUGUCAGGAAUUUAUUGCUGUAUUUGUAUGAUGUUACUGCUGAUGACGCAAAAUCUAGAGGUUUUGUAAUUGUUUUGGAUAUGAGAAGAGGAACAUCUUGGGAUGUUGUAAAGCCUAUUUUGAAAUCUCUACAGGAAUAUUUCCCAGCCAAAAUCAACUGUGUUUAUAUAAUAAAACCAGAAAAAUUUCUCGACAAAUAUAAAAUAUCCACAGCAAAAUAUACAAAAUUUGAACUUCAAAUGGUCUCUCCAGAUGCCUUAACAAAAUAUAUUGAUUAUAGCCAAAUACCUAAAGAAUUUGGAGGUUCUUUUAAAUUUGAUUAUGAUGAGUGGAUUGAAAUUAGAAGGGAAAUUGAACGUAUAGUCCACAGAAUCUCAGAAAUACUCAAGAACUUGGACCGCAUAUCUUUCGAAAUGUCCAGUGCCGAAAUGCCAAUAGAUGCAAUAUCAGCCCAAAAAUCAGUUCAAACACAUUCCAAUUUAUACCCAAUUUUAACUUCUGCGCCAAUAGAAGAAUUUGAAAAACAAAUUUUUUCAAUAAAAGAAAGGCUAAUUUAUGAAAAAAAUGGUGGAGGGGGAAUGAAAAAUGGAUUAGUUGUAUGUACCCAGCCAAAUCCUGAUUUAAUUGCUGUCUUUCCUAAUCUUUUACAAUUGCUCAAAACUUUGGUUAAAACAAGAAACGAAGUGCUUUAUGAUUGGGAAACAAGAAAAACUGAAUUAGAUCAAUAUUCUCAAUUAAAAUUAUUUGAACAGGAUGCUGAAAAUCUUUCUCAAUGGAUUUGUAAACAUUUUAAUAGCCUUACACACCGUUUUGUUUUAAUUGGAGAAAAUGAACUCGAAACAAAUAGAUUGUUAAAAGAACAUUUGGAUUUUGCUGAAUCUGUUAAAAAAAUAGAAGUUAGUUAUACUCAAGUAAUAACUGUUGGUAUUCGUCUAUUAAAUAUUCAAAAAUUUGGAUUAAAUAAAAUUGAAAGUAUUUCAUUACAAUUAAAAAAUGAUUGGAAUCAAUUUUUAACAAGAAUAGAUGCUAGAACACAAUUAUUACAAUUAGCUGCUAGUGCACAUAAAAAAUGCAAUUUGGUUAGUUUUUUUUCAAAGUUUUUUUUUGUGAAAAAUAUACCGAAUAAAGUCGAUGAAAUCGGUUAAUUACUACAUCUCCUGACCAUGUAGAUAUGUCGGUUGGGCCUGUGAAAAUUUUAUAUAAGGGGGAAAAGUCAUUUCGGGUCUCUUACGCCCAUAUUUUUCUAUUAUGUCCUGUCUUUUUUCUUAAUUUUUGAUUUUAUGGGUUUUUUAAUUUUUCUGGCUAAAUGUAUGGAACGAGCAA
Molecule: messenger RNA, 2279 nt
Organism: Meloidogyne enterolobii
Lineage: Eukaryota; Metazoa; Nematoda; Chromadorea; Rhabditida; Meloidogynidae
Source: the annotation of a GenBank genome assembly